Messenger RNA from Drosophila obscura, 1446 nucleotides. RefSeq lists its product as uncharacterized. Bases 17 to 1351 code for a protein of 444 amino acids. The transcript has a single exon. NCBI's taxonomy places the organism in Eukaryota, Metazoa, Arthropoda, Insecta, Diptera, Drosophilidae. The record is from RefSeq and is a predicted model, not a curated record.
CUUUGAGGUCUCUGAAAUGGAAUCAGUCUGCUAUCCAGAGACGAUCUCCAACUACGAGACAGGCUGUGAUCCGGCGCCAGGCUGUGACCGAGAGGCGCACUGUGAGCAAGGGCCGUGCCGUGACCCAGGGUCAUACUGCGAUCAGGGGCCAUUCUGUGACCCCGAGUCGAUCUGUUACUGCGGAAAGGAAGUAUUUUAUGAGCAGUGUCAGGUGCAGUUCUCCACCCAGACGCCACGCUACGACCAGGAGUCCAUCUGCGAGCAGGAACCAGACGAAGACCUGCACCAGGAGCCGCUCUACGAGCAGGAGCAGGAGCCGCUCUACGCGCAGGAACCAAACGAUGAACUGGAGCAGCGCAACGACCAGGAGCCAAUCUGCGAGGAGGAGGAGGAGGAGCAGGAGGAUGAGGAGGCAUUCGACGAACUGCCAUCCUAUAUCCACGAACUGAUUUAUGCCCAGGAGCCAGAAGCUGUUGUGGAGCAGCCGCCAAUCCAUGAUGACCCAUCGCCAGGGUCGUCCAACGGCCAGAGAUCGUCACCCAACGCCAUGCCCGACGAUACCUUUGCCUUUAUGUGGGGCCAGAAUGCCAACGACUGGGAGCUACAGCUCUUCCCAGAGCUGUACGGCCGCAUGCCGACGCUGCCCUCGUAUGCGGACAUCUUCGGUCAGCCCUCGUAUUGCACGGAGUUUGAGGGAUUGGCGGCACCCUGCCAGACGGGUGGCAUACGGAGCACUCCCGAUGGACUGUUCAGCGACAUUCCCGGCUCGAUGAUUCCGGAUCAGUACGGAAUGGUGGGUCUGCUCUCGGCCAUGCGGGCCAGCCACAGCAAUCCGGCGGCCACCCAACUGGUCUUUGGCGAAGAUCUGACCAUGUGCGGCCUGGAUCUGACGGCGCCCGGUGACAUUUAUGUGCACUUCAACGGCCCCUUCACCAACGAGCCGCCGCCGCGCAACGUCCAGGAUAUCGCCUUCGAGAUGAGCAUGCGCCAGAUGCGCGAUGCCAUAGCCAUGUAUCCCUUCUAUCCGCCUGUCUGGGAUCCUUUUGUGCCAGAGACUGGACACUUGGGUAUAGUUUUUGACAAUGAAGAGGGAGAGAAGCAGGAGGAGGAGCAGCAACAGCAGCAGCAGGAAGAUAUAUUCGAAGACGAGCAGGAGGAGGAGCAGCAGCAGAAGCAGCAAGCAGAGAUAUCUGAUGAAGAGCAGCUGCAGCAGGAGGAGACAUCGGGGGAGGAGCUGGAACAGGGCUACGACCAGGAGCCGCCCUACACUUUAAUGCUGGAAUACGAGCAAGAGACCUCAACUGAUUCGGACUCCGAUUCAGAGACAAGCUCUGAGCUGAGCCUAAUCUAAAACAGGAAAAAACAAUCCCUUUGCAAUGUCCACUUUUUGUUUUGCAUUUGAAUACGUAUCUGGGAACGUACAAAUAAAUGAUCGUCUAACACUCA